AUGAAGACAAGCGCGCAGCCACCCUCUGUCGCCUCGUCUGCCCAGACUGAGAGGAAGGGAUGUGUGAAGAAACUUGGCGGCGGGAUGCCUGUGGGGCAGUGCGGGCAGUGGGUGGUUCGGCGUAACUGGAGCCCGAGAUCUGGGGAGCCGGAGGGAGGGUGGACUCGGGCCGAGUCACGAAAGGCCUCGAGGCUGCGCCGUCCCCUCGCCGGGCACAGGGAGGUGGCGAGGGUCUGGGCGGCGGCGGGCGCGUCCGCACGGGCAUCCCACGGAGCGCUCCCUGGCUGCCCGCUGGCCGUGGGCUGGACACAAGGCCAGGAUGGGUGUGGGGCAGACAGACCAGUUAGAGAGACCGUGGAGGCCUCAGUGAAGGGGGCAGCGGAGACUUGGAAAGGAGGGGGCGCUUUUCAGAGAAAUGGACGGCAGACCCCCCUCCUGGGCACAGUUCAAUGA
Messenger RNA from Rangifer tarandus platyrhynchus (Svalbard reindeer), 453 nucleotides. Lineage: Eukaryota; Metazoa; Chordata; Mammalia; Artiodactyla; Cervidae. The record is from the annotation of a GenBank genome assembly.